This is a messenger RNA of Coccomyxa subellipsoidea C-169, 1735 nucleotides long. RefSeq names its product TPT-domain-containing protein. NCBI's taxonomy places the organism in Eukaryota, Viridiplantae, Chlorophyta, Trebouxiophyceae, Coccomyxaceae. Gene Ontology annotation, molecular function: antiporter activity. Gene Ontology annotation, cellular component: Golgi apparatus. The transcript has 10 exons. The coding region runs from base 563 to 1735 and encodes 390 amino acids. The record is from RefSeq and is a predicted model, not a curated record.
CAAUCCUAGGGAGGGAAGGGGUAAGAGGGGAAGAUCGCCAAAGGACAUAGCUAGUGAGAGGUCGAGCUCACCCCUACAGUCCCACUCAAACGUCGUAAACGGCUCAUCGACAGUUUCGUGUGCGCCGUUUCAUGCACGAGGAUGAUCCAAGCAGUGCCGAAGUAUUUACACGACAACAGACGAUCACUCUCAGCUGCCAAUCGUGCUACCUCCGUGUGUUGACCUCCUUCGGGGGAGGAAGCCCGACCCCAUCCCUCGUCAAAGCUGCCAUUCUGCAGAGCUUACGCCAGGUCUUCGGCAUUAUUGGUGGAGCAGUGCCUUUCGAGGUCCUGGAGGUGAAGGAAGGUACCAAUCAUUCAUUCUUGAAGGUGGACAAGAGGGAUUACGAAAAGCUCAGAGCAGCCGUCGCCCUCUUAACCACAUAUGAUGGCAGGGUCUGCAAUUUCCAGGUAGAAGCAGCCAGCCCAUUCCUGGCCUCCUUGGCUGUAGACAGCAGGGCGUUUGUAUCAAAGCUGCCAUUCCCCACGUGAAUUGAAGGCUUCGGUAGCAUUUGGCGUGCAGCAUGAGCUUUCUGACGCUGCUGCCUACAUUCUUUGGAGGCCACAAUCAUGCAUCACACCCCAGCGAGACACCAUCAAAGGGCGCUGACCUCGCAGAGAGUGUGCCAUUGAAGCUGAGGUCACGAAGCAAUGAUGUGGUGGACUUGGAGGCACAGGCAGGGCCAGCACCGCUCGCGUCACCACGCAUCAAGGCACACCACGGCGAGAGUACAGCACGGCAGCAGUUUCAGCACCAGCCACCCAGCCUCUUCAUGACUCUCCUGGUGGUUGCUGUCUGGUUUGCUUCCAACAUUGGCAUCGUGCUUCUGAAUAAGCACAUGCUGGGAGGAUAUGGGUUUCGCUACCCAGUGUUCCUCACCUUCUGUCACAUGCUGGCAUGCGUCAUCCUGUCUCAGGCAAGCCACGCUUCCUUUCUUGCAGCGAACGCCUCUGGGUUUGUGCGCGUCCAGCCUCUGCAGUCGCGCGUGCAGUUCUACAAGGUGUCUACUCUGGCCACGACCUUCCUGCUGUCCGUGGUCCUGGGCAACGUGGCCUUGCGCUACAUUCCAGUCUCCUUCAGCCAGGCAAUGGGCGCUGUGACACCAGCGAUGACAGCGCUGGCAGCGUUCAUGCUGCUGGGGACCAUGGAGCAGCCGCUGACCUACGCGACGCUCAUCCCUGUCAUGGUCGGCAUUGUUCUGGCGGCCGGAUUUGAGCCCGCCCUCAACGGCAUCGGCUUCCUGGCCUGCUUUGGCGCCAGCGGCGCCCGCGCUCUAAAAGCCGUCCUGCAGGGCAUCCUGCUCUCAGACCAGAGCGAGAAGCUGGACAGCAUGAACCUUCUGCGCCUCAUGUCCCCUGUGGCCCUCGUGCUCCUGCUGCCAGCCAUUGCUCUGCUGGAGCCUGGAGCGCCCUCCGUGGCCCUGCACCUGCUCACCAGCCAGCCGGGCUUCCUGCUGCUCAUCGUGGGCAACUCCUCGCUCGCCUACAUCGUCAACUUCACCAACUUCCAGAUCACCAAGUACACCUCGGCUCUCACGCUGCAGGUCCUGGGCUGCGCCAAGGGCGUUGUGGCGACAGUGGUGUCCGUGCUGCUCUUCAGGAACCAAGUCACUGCCCUGGGCGCUCUAGGCUAUUUCUUGACAGUGGUGGGAGUCUUUGCUUACAGCUGGACCAAAAAGAGCGCAGCCAAGCAGUGA